AUGGCCGACUCCAACUACGGAGGCUAUACACGUUUCGAACUUGAGCUCGAGUUCGUCCAAUGCUUGUCCAACCCUCUCUACCUCAAUCACCUGGCAACGCAGAAGCUGCUGGAUGAUCCAGAGUUUGUCGCAUACCUCGCGUACCUUCAGUACUUUGCCGAGCCGAAGUACAUCAAGUAUCUGUCCUAUCCUGGACCCACUAUCCGAGCGCUCGAGCUUCUUCAACAAGAGAGAUUCAGAAAGGACAUCCUGAUCCCCGAGACAGUCGCCAGGAUGGCAGAGGAGGGCCUGCAGGCUAGCACCGAUGGUCUCCGCCGCGACUGA
Aureobasidium subglaciale EXF-2481 is the source of this 324-nucleotide messenger RNA. RefSeq lists its product as uncharacterized. Lineage: Eukaryota; Fungi; Ascomycota; Dothideomycetes; Dothideales; Saccotheciaceae. Gene Ontology annotation, cellular component: core mediator complex; mediator complex. The record is from RefSeq and is a predicted model, not a curated record. The coding region runs from base 1 to 324 and encodes 107 amino acids. The transcript has 3 exons. Gene Ontology annotation, molecular function: transcription coregulator activity. Gene Ontology annotation, biological process: regulation of transcription by RNA polymerase II.